This is a messenger RNA of Spodoptera exigua (beet armyworm), 1865 nucleotides long. NCBI's taxonomy places the organism in Eukaryota, Metazoa, Arthropoda, Insecta, Lepidoptera, Noctuidae. The record is from the annotation of a GenBank genome assembly.
AUGCCAACUCGACUUGGCGAAGCACGCCCGCCUGACCAGAUCCAGACCCGAACGUUCCGCGCGCGCCUCAAAGAGCCAAUAGACCACCACAGACGGGGCCGUACAGGGCUGAUGUUCAGCAGGGGUUGCGGGAUGUUCAAAGCACUUCCAAUACUUCUCCUGAUUGUGGGAGCCCAUUGCCAGGGCAAUGGGGAUCUGGACUCUGUGCUCAACCAGAUCUUUGGACCCCCACCCACCAAUAACAACCCGACUCCCAAACCUCAAACUUCAACCAUCGUUCCGCCCAUCCAGAACAACAAUGGAGCCGAAGAAGACCUGUCCUGCAAAUUGCCUGAUGGACAGGAAGGGGAGUGUGUCAGUUACUACCUGUGUAACGUAAACAAUAAUACGGUCAUCACUGAUGGUGUCGGCGUCAUUGAUAUUCGUGUGCGCGAUGGUCCUUGUGCGUCCUACAUCGACACCUGCUGUUUGGUCCCCGACAAGAGACCCCCAGACCAGCCCGUGAAGCCUCAGCCCAAACCCGACCAGCCCCAGCGUGAAGGAUGCGGUUGGGCGAACCCUGAUGGAGCUGAUCUCCGUACCACUGGAGAAAUAAACGGAGAGACGAAGUUCGGAGAGUUCCCAUGGAUGGUGGCUAUUCUGAAAAUCGAGCCAGUUAACGAAAAUGAACCUGAAGGUCAGAAACUGAAUGUGUACGUUGGUGGUGGAUCCUUGAUCCAUCCCAGCGUAGUCCUCACAGCAGCCCAUUACGUGGCCAGCGCCAAGGCUUUGAGGAUACGAGCUGGUGAAUGGGAUACGCAAAGCACGAAGGAAAUCUAUCCGUUCCAAGAUAGAGAUGUGGCCUCUGUCGUUACUCAUAAGGAUUUCAAUAAAGGAAAUCUCUUCUACGAUAUCGCGGUUCUGUUCCUGGCUCAGCCGGUGGACUUGGCUCCUAACGUGGGAGUGGUAUGCCUGCCACCCCCCAAAACACGCCAAGACGAUGGCACACGCUGCUUCGCUACUGGAUGGGGUAAAGAUAAAUUCGGAAAAGAAGGCCGGUACCAAGUUAUAUUGAAGAAGAUCGAAUUACCGGUAGUUAAACACGAUAGGUGUCAGGCAGCUCUUAGGAAGACGCGUCUAGGAAGAUUCUUCCAGCUUCACAGUUCAUUCAUGUGCGCUGGUGGAGAGCCAGGGAAGGAUACCUGCAAAGGAGACGGUGGAUCGCCUCUGUCCUGUCCAAUUGAAUACGAAAAGGACCGUUACGUUCAAAGCGGUAUAGUAGCCUGGGGUAUUGGAUGCGGUGAAGAUGGAACUCCUGGAGUCUACGUAGACGUCUCCGUCCUGAGAGAAUGGAUUGACGAUAAGGUCGUUGGCAAAGGAUUUGACCCGAAAACAUACUCUUAUUAAGCACAAUCGACCGUUGUGAGGACUCAAAAUGGCGGAUUUUUGACAGUUGAAAAGAAAAAAGACUGUUCUUUGGCAUAUGGGUUUUUUGCUAUCAAGUUUUAUGUGUGAAAAUCGGGUUCUUUGCUGGGGAAUCCGAGAGAUAGGGAGCUAUAUUUUCACACAGUUUCCUAAGUUUUAAAUGUAAUCUGUCUACGGUUAUAAUGGAUUCUCAAAUACUCGUUUUGAAUUUCAUAGAUCUUUCUAUUUUAUAACCUAAAAUGCUGAAUGUACAGAUUUUUUUCCAACUAAAGUCGGUUUUUUUACAUUUCUGCCAAGGUUGAACCUAGAGCCGUUAUUCAAAAAUCCAACCGUCAAACAUCCGCCAUUUUGUUUCUGACUGUCAAAUUAAACUCAAUGUUACAAGCUCAAAAUAAUUUCUAAGUACCUACCUACUGACAUUUUUGACAAAUAAAAUUAUAUUUUCGUAAUAAAAAAUAAUA